This is a messenger RNA of Strongylocentrotus purpuratus (purple sea urchin), 4318 nucleotides long. RefSeq names its product Fanconi anemia group I protein (gene fanci). Gene Ontology annotation, biological process: DNA repair. Bases 80 to 4285 code for a protein of 1401 amino acids. NCBI's taxonomy places the organism in Eukaryota, Metazoa, Echinodermata, Echinoidea, Camarodonta, Strongylocentrotidae. Gene Ontology annotation, molecular function: DNA polymerase binding. The transcript has 33 exons. The record is from RefSeq and is a predicted model, not a curated record.
AUCGCGCACGCGCGCCACUGUGAAAAGGCGCCCUGUCUGAAUUUUCAUAUGCACGGAUCCAGAUGAGAUAUUUCUGAUCAUGUCCAAGAUAUUACAGUUGUCCAGACAAGGCAACGUGGCCAACGUGGAGAAAUACCUGAAAGGACUUCAGCCAGAUGCACUGUCACUUGAAUUCAGACAGACGGUGCUCUCUGGUAAGAGUGGGGAUGCAGCGUCUUUCCUCCAGGCCGUGUUUCAGGGCUCACCGGUCGAAUCGGAUAAAGGAGAUUCAUGCCGAGUCCUGCUCUGCAAGAGCGCCCUCAAGGUCCUGGGUGGCCAAGAAGUGAGCAGCAAGAUGGCGUCAGAGAUCAUCGGCUAUCUACUGAUAGAGAUUGGCAACUUUCCAGUGUCAUGCUUGGUUGAGAUAGCAGACAUGUUCAUGGAUGCCGUUAAAUCAAAGGAUAUCAGAAAUGGCAGAGCAUUUGAACUGCUCCCCAAAGUGAUCUCCACACUGGCUGCCAUGGAAACAGUUACCAAGGACUCCAACAGGAUGUCGGGUCAAGAGUUCAAAGAUCAUCUCCUGAACAACUUCUGCUCAUGCAGGUGGGAAUCUCAGUGUGCUAUUCACCUUGCAUCAGUUUUCAGAGAGAUACCCCUAAGCAGUGACCAGCUCCAAUUCGUCAUCAACAAGCUGCUGAGGGUUCUGAAGCAUGUGGACCUGCAGGAGCUCCCGCCCUUGGUGUACCAGCUACUUCUGCUGUCCUCCAAAGGCCACAAGAAGAUCGUCCUGGAGGGACUCACCGGAUUCUUUGCAGAACAGGACAGACGGCUGCAGGAGAGACAGGGCAAGGAGAAUGGGGAAGAGUUGGUGUCUUCCAGCUUCUCGAAAGAACUCCUCCGUCACACCGAGGGGACGAUUAUCAUCCACAUCACAUUUUCCAUCAAACAGGACCAGGAGCUAGGCAGAGAGUUCAUCAAGUUUCUCAAGAGUGGACAGCAGAGAGACUGCAGCACCGUGUUGGCCCCGUUCAAUGUAGCUCUAGCUCUGUCUGUAGCUCAGAUCCACAGAUUUGAAGAACAGAUCUUUGACUUUCUAAAGUCUACCAUCUUGAAGAGUCUCAAAGAUGCCAAAAGACAGAAAGAUUCCCCAUGGAUUGCAGAUAUCGUACCAGCUGGAAGCAAUGUCCUCAAGCUUCUCUUGGAAACAGUUGAAAACAGUAUGUAUGGGUGGGAUCAUGUGAUCCAUGGACUGGUCAUGCUGGGUUUCACGCUCAUGGACUCGUUUGGACCAAAACCAGGACCGUUCGGUGGUAAGGCACUAGAGGGGGGACCUGGUACUCCAUCCACCCCCAACCAGCAGGCCAGUCAGCUAGGGAGAGACAUCCUUCUCAAUCUCUUCAAGUCACAAGAUGGGAUCCGAUCCAGUAUCCUGGAGCAGAUCCUCAACCGGGUGGUCACCAGGACGGCAGGCUCCGUCUCUCAGUACAUCAAGCUACUUUCCAGCAUGGUGACCUCUGCGCCCCAGACUGUCCUAGACUGCAUGGGUAAGGUGCGAGAGGCCUUUGACUACCUGACCUACCUGCCUGCAUCCACUGCAGAGGGUCUCCUGAAGGCCUUCCAGCCCCUGAUGAGACUCAACGUGACACUCAAGGAUUCUCUAAUGCUGGUCCUCCGUAAGGCCAUGUUUUCCAGGCAAGGAGAAGCCAGGAAGAUUGCUGUUCUUGGGUACCUCCAGAUCUUGAAGCAUUUCCGAGUGUUUGGUAGUCUUCCCAUGAGUCAAACCAGUCAGGGCUACAGCAUGGCAUCUACAUCUAGUCAGAUCCAAGUGGACAUCCAUGGAGGUAGCAACCAAGCUAGUAACUAUGAAGCUAUUGUAUGCAUGGAGAUUCUUGGGAAUCUGAGGAGGUGCCUCACUCAACAGGCUGAUAUAAGACUUGUUCUCUAUGAGGGCCUCUAUGAAGUGUUAUGUCGUAACACCAAACUUCAGGGAGCGAUCACAGACAUGCUCCAACGUCAGUUCAAGGCUUUUUACGAGGCUGACGAAGACGUCCAACCCCCACUCAAACUUCAGCCCUGUAUCACAGCGCAGGGUACCAAUGUCUUCCUGGCCGAGCCUUUGGCACAUUUGCUCCAGAGCCUCGUCCAGUGCCUAACAAGAUGCAAGACGCUGGCAUCAUCCAAGCGACGAGACGGGGAGGACUGGGACGAGGAACCUUGCGACGAGGAUGAUGAUGUCGACAAGGAGGAGGUUCUUCAGAGACUGGAGAGCAUGAUGGAGUCCCUGACGGAUAGAAUGGUGGCCUGUGAGCUGGAGGACUUUCAUGUGGACAAGUCAGCAGACUUCUCGACCACCAGCGGAGUGGGUGUGAGGAACAACCUGUUUGCGAUCCUCCUACUGGGCAUCCAUGAGGUCCUGAUGGAGUAUGUCUUCACAACGUCCAAAGCAUCACAAUUCAAGAUUGACGACAUGAACAAGCUGUUACCCCUUUAUAAGAAGUAUCAUCAGAUUGCAGAUAUCUUGAGAGAGAAGAGUAGCAAGGGGAAAGGGGGAGGCACUAAAUCACCCAAGAGUUUGCUCUCCAUGGCGGGUCUGGCUAAUAUAUGUGCUGCCCUCUACAGUGAUGAGAUGCCCUCCCAUCAGGAGGGUCUAGAUCUCCUCAGAGAGAAUACAAACUUCUGUCGCUACGUGGUCAGCACCGCCGUGCAGAAACUAGAGCAGAUGAAGGAGAAGGGACAGUGUGACGGACCCCAGGGCACACACCCUGACAAACUCUACCAACACUGCUGUACCAUUGCAAGGGUGUUUUUCCAGAAAUUCUCAUCAGGUCUCGUAACAGCAGAAGACAGAUCAAAGAAGAACAAAUCGGUGAUGCCCCUAUGCCUGCAAGGCCUCUCUACAGCAUUGAGCGUGGUGACCACUUUCUACCCCGACAAGCUGGUAGACUUCCUACACUGUGUGGAUCCCUUGACGGACGGAGAUGGGGGCGAUGAACCAGUCUGUGUGGAUGAGCAGGACGUACAGGAGAGAGUGCAUCUCCACAUGAAGAAAUACCAGAGGAUGGUGAUAGAUGUACUGACUGGAGGAGAGGAUUCUUCUUCUACCACCAAGGAUGCCAUCCAUCUCUGUCACAUCAUGGAGAUGCUCAUUAAGCAUCUAAAUCCUCAAGGAACACAGUUCACCCAAGUCCAAUCAUGGAUCUCUAAAGUUUCCACAGAGAACAGUAUAGAGGAUACUGGUCUAUGCAGGGUUGUCAUGACGAUGCUCUUCACCCUGACCUCCAAGAUGACCUGUCCAGUCAGUCUCCUGAGGGAUGUCGCAGAGGACAUCCACUCCCAGGUCGGAGACAUUGAUCCGGAAGUUGAGGUAGAGGACCGGACCCACAAUGCAGCUGUCAACUCUAAAACGGCCACGCCCACAGUGCUGUUGCUAUGGAUGCAGCAGGCAGAUCAUGUUUUAGAUGAUACAGAGUGGCUGGUAGUGAGACUAAGGGCUGAAAGCCAAGCAGCACAAAUUGAUGUAAUAGAUGCAGCACAGCCGCUAGCCACACAGCGUGAAGACACGGAGAAGGCCAUAUGUAACCAGCUUGGUAUGUUGGUUACCGGCUUCCAUGAGCUGGUUCAGACCUCCCUCCCUGCAGGUCCUUGCAUUGACGCCCUCCUCAAGUCACUCAAUCGAGUCUACGGGGUGCUCACUCUCCUCUGUAAAUUUUAUCUUGCCAUGUACACCCAGAAGUCUGGUCAGAUGUCUGGUCGCUUUGAGAAGCUUGUCAAACUCACUGGAACUCAUCUUACGCACCCAGUCUAUGGCCUAAUAACAUAUGUACAGCAAACUCAAACAGAGAAGUUGAGCAACCUGUUAACCGGGGGCAAGGCUAGUAAGGGGAAGGACAAGAAGAAGGGUGACAAGGGGCUGGUAGCCGCAGCAGUGACGGCAGGCAAGGCUAGGGUCGUGAUGAGAGAGACCAGACCCAUUCCGAAUCUCAUCUUUGCUAUCGAGCAGUAUGAGAGCUUCCUCAUCAAACUCUCAAAGAAAACCAAGGUGAACUUGCUUGCUGACUUCAAGCUGAGCACAUCUCGUGAUUUCCGCAUCAACACAGCCCUGGUCCAGGCUAACCUAGCAGAGCAGGCAUCGGGAUCAGAAGAGGAGAUGUCAGACUCUGAUGUGAUGGGGCAUGAUGAUGAUGAUGAUGGCGGAGAAGAAGAAGUGAUGGAGGUGGGAGAUGGAGAGGGGGAAGAAGAGGGAGACAAGGAGAACCAAAGCGAACCAGCUGCAAAGAGAAGGAAGAGCACCCUCUCAAGGAGAUAGAGAGAAGGAAAGAAAUGACGUUGGAACCCCCCC